This is a messenger RNA of Scheffersomyces stipitis CBS 6054, 957 nucleotides long. RefSeq names its product ditrans,polycis-polyprenyl diphosphate synthase (gene SRT1). Bases 1 to 957 code for a protein of 318 amino acids. Gene Ontology annotation, cellular component: membrane; endoplasmic reticulum; lipid droplet. The transcript has 2 exons. Gene Ontology annotation, molecular function: ditrans,polycis-polyprenyl diphosphate synthase [(2E,6E)-farnesyl diphosphate specific] activity. The record is from RefSeq and is a predicted model, not a curated record. NCBI's taxonomy places the organism in Eukaryota, Fungi, Ascomycota, Pichiomycetes, Serinales, Debaryomycetaceae.
AUGGUUGAAACAACCUCGACGCCCUUUUCGUCGUUCUCCUUCAAAGCAAUUGUUGAUCUCGUGCUUUAUUUCCCACUUUUCUCGUAUCUCUUCGGUUUCUUCCAGGACUUCUGUAUCGAAGUCAUGAAAACAGGUCCCAUUCCAAACCAUGUAGCUCUUAUUAUGGAUGGCAAUAGAAGAUACUCCAAAGCCAAGAACUUGCCUCUUAAAGAGGGUCACAUUUCGGGGGCAGAAACGUUGCUCACCGUACUAGACGUCUGCUAUAGACUCGGAAUUGAUCAUGUCACCAUCUAUGCCUUCUCUAUCGAGAACUUCAAUCGAUCUCAGGAAGAAGUCGAUACUCUCUUUGGCUUGUUGAGAGAUAAGAUCACCCAGAUUUCUGAACAUGAAGAUUCUUAUGCUCGUUUCAAUAAUGUCAGAAUCAGGAUCAUUGGAAACAGAACUUACAUUCCACCAGAUAUCCUUGCAGAUCUCGAAAGAGCAGAGCUUGUCACCAAGGAUUCCAAACACAACCGUACUCUCAAUGUUUGUUUUCCUUAUACUUCAAGAGAUGAUAUUGCAAUUUCCAUGAAGAAUAUUGCGGAAAAGGUGCAAGUCCAAGAGAUUCCUUCCAAGGACGAAAUCACUUUACAAACUUUGAAAGAAAACAAUUACUUUGGUGCCGACGUGCCAGAGUUGGAUAUCUUGAUUAGAACAAGUGGUCACACUAGACUCAGCGACUUCAUGCUCUGGCAGGCUAAUUUCAAUUGCAUGAUUGAAUUCGUCGACACAUUAUGGCCAGACUUCAAGUUCUUCUCUAUCACAUCUGUCAUCUUGAAAUGGAGCUACUACAAGACUCUUCAGAUCCAACAGUUCGAAGCUCAGGGAAUUAAAGACGACGAAGACCGUUCCAGAAAAAUGAAGAAGCUUAUGGAAUUACCUCCUCCACCGCCUAUCGCUUCAGUAUCCCAGCGCUGA